This is a messenger RNA of Hermetia illucens (black soldier fly), 2316 nucleotides long. It is a transcript of the gene Glut1, whose product is annotated as glucose transporter type 1. Gene Ontology annotation, biological process: monosaccharide transmembrane transport. The record is from RefSeq and is a predicted model, not a curated record. Gene Ontology annotation, molecular function: hexose transmembrane transporter activity. The transcript is spliced from 13 exons. Lineage: Eukaryota; Metazoa; Arthropoda; Insecta; Diptera; Stratiomyidae. Gene Ontology annotation, cellular component: membrane. The coding region runs from base 23 to 2209 and encodes 728 amino acids.
UUUGCAAAAGCAAGUUAGCGUGAUGAGUAUGAAUCUAUCAGCAAAGCUGGAUGAAUUACAAAGAAGUGAUAGACACUUGGAGACUACGGUCGCCCUGUGUGAAAUACGGACUCAGCUCCAAGAGUUGACGAAGUCCGUCGAAAGCUGUCAAAGCGAAGUUUCAGAGGUGAAACGGGAUAUGGUAGCGAUAAAACACGAACUAGAUACUGUACAGCAAGUUAAAGAGGAAAUUGAAGAAUUGCGGGAAUAUGUGGAUCGCCUGGAAGAGCACACGCACCGGAGAAAAUUAAGACUUCUAGAACAAGGUCUCACGUUUUUCUUAACGUAUGCAAUAUUUGCCGCUGUGCUAGGAAUGUUACAAUUCGGUUACAAUACAGGCGUGAUAAAUGCUCCAGAAAAGAACAUCGAGAAUUUCAUGAAGGAUGUUUAUAAAAAUCGCUAUGGCGAAGAUAUCAGUGAGGAGUUCAUUCAACAACUGUAUUCAGUGGCAGUGUCGAUAUUUGCCAUUGGGGGCAUGUUGGGUGGAUUCAGCGGCGGUUGGAUGGCCAAUCGAUUUGGAAGGAAAGGCGGACUACUACUAAACAACGUUCUGGGUAUAUCAGGUGCUUGCUUAAUGGGCAUUACGAAAAUGUCUCAUUCCUACGAAAUAUUAUUCCUCGGACGAUUUAUUAUAGGAGUUAAUUGCGGUUUAAAUACAUCUUUAGUUCCAAUGUACAUCUCUGAAAUAGCCCCAUUAAAUCUCAGAGGUGGACUUGGGACAGUGAAUCAAUUGGCUGUGACCGUAGGUUUAUUAUUAUCCCAAGUAUUGGGCAUCGAGCAAAUUCUAGGAACCAAUGAAGGUUGGCCAGUUUUACUUGGCCUCGCAAUAUGUCCAGCUGUUUUACAAUUAUUACUAUUGCCCGUUUGUCCUGAAUCCCCGCGAUAUCUUUUAAUAACGAAACAAUGGGAGGAGGAGGCACGGAAAGCUCUUCGGCGACUGCGAGCAUCCAAUCAAGUUGAGGAAGACAUCGAAGAGAUGCGAGCCGAGGAGCGAGCCCAACAGGCCGAAAGCCAUAUAUCAACGAUGGAGCUAAUUUGCUCGCCCACGCUUCGGGCGCCACUCAUUAUCGGAAUUGUUAUGCAACUUAGUCAACAGUUUAGUGGUAUCAAUGCGGUAUUUUAUUAUUCAACGUCACUUUUUAUGAGUUCCGGUUUGACGGAAGAAAGCGCAAAAUUUGCUACAAUUGGCAUCGGUGCUAUUAUGGUUGUAAUGACAUUAGUUUCUAUUCCACUUAUGGAUCGGACUGGACGACGCACACUUCACCUGUACGGAUUGGGUGGAAUGUUCAUCUUCUCGAUAUUCAUUACGAUCUCGUUCCUGAUAAAGGAGUUUUUUGGUUAUGUGCAGGAAAUGAUCGAUUGGAUGUCCUACCUGUCGGUGGUGUCUACGCUCGCUUUCGUGGUUUUCUUCGCCGUGGGUCCAGGUUCCAUUCCAUGGAUGAUAACUGCCGAGCUCUUCUCUCAGGGUCCACGACCAAGUGCUAUGGCCAUAGCCGUUUUAGUCAAUUGGAUGGCAAAUUUUGUUGUUGGAAUUGGUUUCCCAAGUUUGAAGACUGCAUUGGAGAAUUAUACAUUUUUGCCAUUUAGCGUAUUUCUAGCAAUUUUUUGGAUUUUCACAUAUAAAAAGGUUCCUGAGACCAAGAAUAAAACAUUCGAGGAAAUUCUUGCACUCUUCAGACACGGAAAUGGAAGAAGGACCCUACGCGAUAGUAGGCUUUACGGGAGUAUGCUAAACUGCGUAAAUAGUUUGGAGCCGCAAAGUAUGAAUUCGGGCAUCGAACAUGCCGCCCUGAUGAUAUCCGAGGAAAAAACUCAGCACGAUUCACUCUUUGGAACCACUUCGUUUUCAUUGGCGGUUGAAGGAAUGGGACCAUAUCCUUUGAGCGAUAGUACAAACCUAUUGGGUCCUAGUAGUUACGCAUUCGGGACGCCGGCAACGUGUCGCUAUAUCAACUAUGGUACAAAUGAUAAUACGCCAGUUCCUAAACGAAAGUGCUAUUACAAUAGGGACAGUUUCAGGAGACACUCGGCACACGGCAGAAUAACCUCGUCAGCUGCAUCCGAGCGUUGUUCCGAAGGCGCCAGAAAUAUCCGGCAGGGGCAGAACGCUGUCUCUGUGCCCCAUCACCUUCGUCAGCAAGUACCUGUUUGCCAGAACAACGGGCCUUGACUGAAGAACGCCUCGCCUCCUGAAAGCGAACACCAUCAUAGUAACACCUUGCAACAAACUCCAACCAAGCACCGUCGCCGUCAUCACGAACAUCACGAACAUGAUCA